UCGAGGCAAAGUAUAAUAUAAAGAUUAAUAGGAUAAUUGGAUUCGAUACCAAAGAUUAUAAAUUUUUUAGAUAUUGAUUUCUGAGAAUAUGUUUCUGAAUAAAAAAAAUAUUUGAUUCCAAAUAUAAUUCGUAUAAAUUUAAUAAUCUGCCAUGCUAUUAAUGGGAGGAUUCCGAAUGUAUGGAUGGAGGUAUAUUUUGGCCUAAAAUGGCGAUCCUCCUCCUCCCUCAUCUAAUAAGUGCACAACACCUUCCCCUUCAUCCCUCAGGGAAGAUUACAAGAGACAAGAAACAAGAUCGAAUCAGUGGGGCGCCUUUUUGUAGGUUCACCCCCCUGAUUCUUGUUCAGACUCUUCGUUCUUCUUCCUUCUUUGCAGGAUCUUCUCAGGUACGCACAAUCUGCAUUGGAAUCCCAUAAACUAGUUCCGAUUCUGCCUUUUUUAUUUUUCGAAUUCGUAUAGCUGGUCAAAAUCUGAUUUUUGAUUUGGGUUUAGAAUUUGAGUUCCGCCCAAUUCGUGGAAAAAAAAAGCAGGGUUUAACGGGAAAAAAUGUCGAUUUCGGUGGAUUGGUCGGAUCAACCUCCGGAAUUGCUUGAAACAAUUGCGAAGGAGCUAAAGAUUCAUCAGGAUUAUGUUCGAUUUAGAGCUGUUUGUUUAGCUUGGCGAAGCGCGACACCAAGAAUUCCUAAACAUUUACCAUGUCAACUGCCCUGGUUAAUGCUCCCUCGAAGAACAAAUCAGAAUCCACAAUCAAAUACCCGAAGCUUUUUGAACGUCUCCGAUGAUAAAGUUCACCUUAUUGAUCUGCCUGAAGAUUCUGAUAGCAAUCGUCGAUGUGGAUCUUCAUAUGGAUGGCUUGUGAUUCUCGAAGAAACCCCUUCAAUUUCAAUCGUAAACCCAUUAACCCAGGCCAAACACCACCUCCCACCAUUAUCAUCAUUUCCAAACGUAACAUCCUUCGAGCCUUCUGAAAUUGGGAAAGAAUACACUCUCAAAACAUCAGAAGGCGAAGUAUAUACAUGUAAUUCAAAAGAAAUGCGUGAUUCAUUCAUCAAAAAGGUGAUCUUUUCUUCAAGCCCUUCAAAUGAAAACAUGGAUUACUACGCAGUAGCAAUUCUAAAUCAAACCGGUGAUCUUGCAUUUUGCAAGAAAGGCGACAACUGUUGGAAAUUCAUAGAUGAUGCAAAUUCUUUCUGUGAGGAUGUUGUUUUUCACAAAGAGUGUUUCUACGCUGUGAGUAAACAUGGAACAGUUGCUAUAUGUGACAUUACUGGAUCAUCACCAAAUGUUUCCUUUAUCGAAACCCCAAGACAAGUUGGUGGCGAUAUGCAAUAUUUGGUGAUAUGGGAAGAAGAAUUAUUGUUGGUGACUCGAUAUAUGGAGGUUGAAUUUAACAUGGAUCAACAUAAAGUUGAUAUUGUGUAUAAAACUACUGAUUUUCGAGUGUUUAAGUUGGUUUUAAAUGGGCCAAAAUGGGAGAGUAUGAGUGGAUUGGAUGGGUGUGCAUUGUUUUUGGGGGAGAAUUCUUCCAUGGCGUUUCGUGCUUCUGAUUUCCAUGGUUGUAAUGGGAAUUGUAUAUAUUUCACAGAUGAUUAUUCUGAGUGGAAUUAUGAUGGUGCUAAUGGGGAUCAUGAUUUGGGUAUUUAUGACUUGGAAAAUGGUAGUGUGGUAGGUUUACCGGGUUAUGAAAAGUUGUCCAAUGGACGUCGAUGGCCUCCUCCAAUUUGGAUUAGUCCAAGUCUACAUUAAUCACGAGGCGUGAAUGGUUUAACGAGGAAAGUGACGAGAUAAAUGUGGAUGAUCAUUUUUCUAAGCUUGGUUGGCUUUUUGUAUGAUAUCUAAAGUUAUGAGAGUUUUUGGUAAUGAAAUAUUGUUAUUUCUUUCUUACUUGGACUAUAAAUUGCUUGACGUGUGAUAUAUGAAGUUAUAAUCGAAUGUAAGGAAAGAGGAAAUUGCAUCGUGUUCUAUGUUUAA
Lactuca sativa (garden lettuce) is the source of this 1971-nucleotide messenger RNA. Lineage: Eukaryota; Viridiplantae; Streptophyta; Magnoliopsida; Asterales; Asteraceae. The record is from RefSeq and is a predicted model, not a curated record.